Molecule: messenger RNA, 1656 nt
Organism: Solanum stenotomum
Lineage: Eukaryota; Viridiplantae; Streptophyta; Magnoliopsida; Solanales; Solanaceae
Exons: 5
Coding region: 1-1656 (551 amino acids)
Source: RefSeq, a predicted model, not a curated record
AUGAGGCACCCAGUUGAUUCAAUGGCAUGGAAGUCAUUCGAUGACCUUCAUCCUUCAUUUGCAAUCGAGACUCACAAUGUUCGACUUGGAUUGGCUAGUGAUGGAUUUCAGCCAUUUCGCAAUUCAAAAAUCUCACAUAGCAUUUGGCCUGUGGUUCUUAUUCCUUAUAAUUUACCACCUUGGUUGUGUAUGAAACAAGAAAAUUUUAUAUUGUCAAUGCUUAUUCCUGGUCCAAAUGGUCCUAGAUAUGCAAUCGAUACAUAUCUUCUGCCUCUAAUUGAGGAAUUGAAGGAGUUGUGGGAAGUUGGUAUUGAGACCUUUGAUGCAUCAACUAAACAAAAUUUUAAGUUGCAUGCUUCUUUGUUAUGGACUAUCAAUGACUUUCUAGCUUAUGGAAAUUUAUCUGGAUGGAGUACAAAAGGAAAAUUGGCAUGUCGAUCUUGUAAUAAAGACACCUCCUCAAUUCGAUUGGCUAAUUGUAGGAAACAAUGCUUUAUGGGUCAUCGACGUUACCUUCCCAAGGAUCACAGAUGGAGGAAUGACAAGAAGUCAUUUGAUAAUACAAUAGAGAAGAGGCGCCCACCAAAAACAUGUUCUGGAAUUGAGCUACUUAAUCAAGUGCAAGAUCUUGAAGGACAACCAUUAAAAAAGGAUCCCAAGAAAAAGAGGAAGAUAUCACAUGAAAAAAGAAAUGAUAAUUGGAACAAGAAAAGUAUCUUUUUUGAACUUCCAUAUUGGAAAUCUCUCUUGUUGCGACAUAAUUUGGAUGUCAUGCAUAUUGAGAAAAAUAUAUGUGAUAAUAUCAUGGGGAUAAUCAUGAAUGUCAAAGGAAAGACAAAAGACACAAUUAACACUCGGUUAGACUUGAAGGAAAUGAACAUUCUGCCAGAAUUGCACCCUAUCCAAAGAGGGGAGAAAGUUGAAGUUCCAACUGCAUGCUACACAUUGUCGCCUGAAGAUAAGCACAAGUUAUGUCUUUUCUUGAAGAAUUUAAAGCUCCCUGAUGGAUUUUCAUCUAAUAUUUCUCAAUGUGAGUUGAUGAUUGAUGACUUGACAUAUAUUGAAGCACAAAUUCCCAUAAUACUUUGCAAGUUAGAAAAGGUCUUCCCUCCUUUUUUUGAUGUCAUGGUGCACUUGCCUGUUCAUUUAGCUGGUGAAGCGCAGAUUGGUGGACCUAUUCAUUAUCGGUGGAUGACAUGUCCAGAAGGUUGUAUUGCAGAGGGCUACAUUGCAAAUGAAUGUAUGACCUUAUGUUCAAGAGAGUUUGCACAAAAUCAUAUAGAUACUGCUCAACACUUGUCAGAUGCAGAAUGGGAUCGAGAAUUUAUUGAAUGGUUUAAAGAUAGGGUUGCACAAUUGCAUAAAGCAGAUAAUAGUCAGUUCAUGGAAGAUCUUCUCUCACUUUCACGUGGUCCUACCAAAUAUUCAACACAUUCUAAUGGCUACAUUGUUAAUGGAUAUAGAUUUCAUGUAGAAGAUCAUGAUCAAAUGUUAAGGACUCAAAAUUGUGGUGUUGUUGUAGUUGGCGAGAGUGAUAAAGAUAGUGAGAAUGUUGAUUACUAUGGAAUUUUAACAGAUGUGAUUGAAUUGAAAUUUAUCUCGGAUAAAAGAGUGAUUUUGUUUGGUGUAACUGGUUUGAUGUGUAUGACAAAGUAA